AUGGCUGGGAUCUAUGACUUGUUGAAGUUCUGCACCAUAGGGCUUGGCAAAAGCAGAGACCUGGUGGAAGCUGUACAAGGGUUUUGGAGUGGGAGCAGUAAUGUGUUCUGCUUUCUAUGGGGCCCUAUGACACCAACGUUGCUGGACGUAUGCGUCAUCACUAGUCUGCCUGCUGUUGCAGAUGUUGCCGUAGAUGGCAAUGUGACUAAUGAUGAUGCAAUUGCAGCAGUGGCAGGGCAACCUAGAAGCUAUGGACCUUUCAUCAAUGAGAACAAAGGGCACACAAGUCGGUUACAUCAUAUCCGAUUUCUUGCUAUGUGGUUGAACAUGUAUGUGUUUCCUGGAAAAUUGUUUCAAAUGACUAUGGAUUGGUAUCAUGUUACUGGUAGGUUAGCAUCUGGAGUCCAAAUUAACUUGGCAGAAGCUAUACUUGCUAUGUUGUAUCAUUGUUUGCAUGAAGCCAGGCAUAAUCCUGUUGCUACAUUCUGUGGCCCUGUCUUCAAGACUGUUUUUGAAUCGAACCCCAACAUUGAGGCGAGUGUACUCAGCCAUGACUGGUGGCAUAAAAGCUUUGAGGAAGGUUGUCAUGCUGAAGCAGAGAGCGGAAAAUGGGACAAUAAUGGGAGACCUGGUAGGGAAAAGCUCACGAUGGCUCAAUAUACCACGCAUUGGAAGUUGAUGGAUCUGAGGGGUAGAUCAGCAGCAACAAUACCUUUCAAUUUUUGUUUCAAUGCAACACCUGGGUUUACAGACUGGCGGUAUGAACUGUCAAUUGGUAUGUACGGUUCUGGGUAUGAGGCAAUCAAAACCUCCUUUGGCAUUGGCAAGUUUGCAAAGAACAAAGCAGUUGGUGGUGUUGCAGAAGCAAAGAAGAAAGGAAAAGGAAAAAGUGGUGCUGCAGCAAAGACUGGUGGUCAAUCAAGCAAAAAGAGCACUGCAACCGCUGCUGUCAAGGCAAAAACAAGUGUCGGGAAGAAUGCUCCAACCUCCACCCGUCGAUCCAAGAGGUUGAUUGGGAGGAAGCGGUCUGCUAGUGAAGUCAGCAAUAAGGAGAAUCCCGUAUCCGUGUCUGAGAGUGAAGAGGAAGAAGCAGAGAGCCCAGGCAGCGAGAAAGGUUCUAUUACAGUAGCUGAAGAUCAUACUGCGCAGAAAACAGUUCUCGAGACUAGCGGCGCCAGAAGCAAAAAGAUAAUGAAAACGGCCAGUUCGAGCACUCCAACCGCUUCUAGGAAGAAAGCUCUUCCAUCCUUAGAGUCACUCAAAGCUAAAAUGGAACAAACAAAAGCGGCAGCUUAUGUGAAAACAGAAGAAACGUCUCGUGCCCAUGAAAUGCCUCUAGGAGUUGCUUUGCAACAAAUCACAGAGAUGUUCCAAUUGCCUGCUGAAGAAACUGCUUAUGGCCUGCAGGAGAAGAACAAAUUGCUAUCUGAACAACUAAUUGAACAGGCAGGGCAACUGGAGACCAACAUCAAAGAAGCUAUUGCUGCCGAAACAAAGGCAAAGGAAGAACUGGAGAAGGCACAAGCCAAACGCAAACAACUGGAGGCAGAGCUAAGUGGUGUUGUUGCGGACACUGAUGUGGCAAUUGAUGGAUAUGGGCGAAUGACCACCGUUGUGAACCAGCUUCUUCCGAAGUUCCAGGAUGCUGAAAAAAUUGUAGAAGGUGCGCAAACCAGCUGGAACUUUCUGAAGAAUACCAUCACCAAGCUAACGCAGGAAGUAGGAACAGGUCCUAACUCUCCAAUGCCCGUGAGUCAAACCCCUCGAAGUCAUUCUGAAGGCGGUGCAACAGCAGAGGAAAGACAAACAACUUCAGAAAUGCCACAAGAUGUGCCACCACAUGAAGAAGAGGCCCUUGAUGUGGCACCGUUAGCUAGCAGGCCUGCAACCUCUCCAGCAGAGAUAUGA
Oldenlandia corymbosa var. corymbosa is the source of this 1908-nucleotide messenger RNA. The record is from the annotation of a GenBank genome assembly. Lineage: Eukaryota; Viridiplantae; Streptophyta; Magnoliopsida; Gentianales; Rubiaceae.